Messenger RNA from Colletotrichum orchidophilum, 747 nucleotides. RefSeq lists its product as uncharacterized. Lineage: Eukaryota; Fungi; Ascomycota; Sordariomycetes; Glomerellales; Glomerellaceae. The transcript has a single exon. Bases 1 to 747 code for a protein of 248 amino acids. The record is from RefSeq and is a predicted model, not a curated record.
AUGGCCUCCCGCACCUUCGAACAGUUUUUUGACCUUCCCGUCGAGAUCCGGGAUCAAAUCAUCUCGUACCUUUGCAUACUACCAAAUCCGAUACAGAUAGGUCCCACAGAGAUCUCUGAGAUACCUUUCCCACACGACUUAAUACUUUCCCAUCCGCUCCUUUACGCCGCUGGUUCCGCCCUUUUCUACGAGCAAAACCGCUUCAUCCUCAAUCUCCAAAAUGGGCCCCGCGCCGCCGUCGAGCGGGCUAUCUGCGACGGCAGCCCCUGGCUCCUCGGCAACGACCGAGCCCGUCGCCGCGUAAAGUAUCUUGAGCUUUCACCCGGCCGCCUGGGCAACGUCUUCCAGACCCACGUCUCCCCGGCCGUGGCCGACAUGAUUCUGAACGGCUCCCUCCGGCAUCUAAGGCUCGUUCUGUAUCCAACGAGUGCCGACAAGGUCGUUUUUAACCAGAAUGCCACCGAUGCUCAGUCCAGAAGAGCCGCCAUCACGCGGCGCGAUGACGCCUUUGCUCAUUCAAGGCCGUUCCAAGCUCUGUUGCGGCUUCUGGCCGAUCCGGACCUAGAGACGGCUGAUCUCUACGUCGACCCCAUCCACCGCGAUUUUUGGUGUGAGUUCCACGAGGGUGUGGCUUGCUGCAAGGGACAGCGCAAGGGACCGUGGCAACUCAUUGCGAUUGACUGGAGGAGUCUUGCCGCUAGCUACGGGAAGGAUCAUGAACUCAGCAUUGUUCGGGUGGCGUCUUAA